Macrosiphum euphorbiae (potato aphid) is the source of this 969-nucleotide messenger RNA. The record is from the annotation of a GenBank genome assembly. NCBI's taxonomy places the organism in Eukaryota, Metazoa, Arthropoda, Insecta, Hemiptera, Aphididae.
AUGAAGGUAAUAAUAUUCAAAUGUGUUGUGCUUACGUUUUAUAUUUGUUCGGUGUCUGUAUAUGGAGGGACGAACAACAAAGAACCGGUUUUAGAAAAAUUACAAGCUCAACAGCAACAUUUUAGGGGUGAAGAACACAAUCCGGAUUAUGAUCAUGAAGCUUUUCUUGGACAAGAAGCGGAAGAAUUUGAUAAUUUAACGCAAGAAGAAAGUCAAAGGAGACUAAGUGUAAUAGUAGAUAAAAUUGAUAAAAACAAUGAUGGAUACGUAACUCAAGAGGAACUUAAAGAUUGGAUUAAAUUCACUCAAACCCGUUACAUAAUGAAUGACGUGCACAGCCAGUGGGAUAAUCAUAAAAACUUGGAAAAUGGAAAAUUAUCGUGGGCACUUUACAGAAAGGAUACAUACGGAUUUAUGUCUGAUGACGAAGCAAAAGAAGCGCAUAAAUCUGAUGAUUCCUAUACAUAUGCCAAAAUGAUAUUAAGAGAUAAGAGAAGAUGGGCAGCAGCUGAUGUAGAUGCUGAUGGACUAUUAGCCAAAGAGGAGUUCAUCUCAUUCUUACAUCCUGAAGAAAGUGUUCAUAUGAAAGAUAUUGUUGUAUAUGAAACUAUGGACGACAUGGAUAAAGAUAAGGACAACAAAAUAUCAAUGGAUGAAUAUAUUGCUGAUUUGUUUCCCGGUGUUGAGCCAAACGAAGAACCAAAUUUCAUUAAAAGUGAAAUAGAACAGUUUAAGACAUACAGAGAUAAAGAUGGUGAUGGAUUUUUGGACAUUGGAGAGAUCAAAGAUUGGAUAUUACCUGAUAAUUUUGAUCACGCCGAAGCAGAGAGCAGACACCUUAUUUAUGAAUCCGAUUCAGAUGCUGAUGGCAAAUUAACCAAAGAAGAGAUAUUAGCAAAAUAUGAUUUGUUUGUUGGAUCCCAAGCAACUGAUUUCGGAGAGGCCAUUAUGAAACACGACGAGUUAUAA